Molecule: messenger RNA, 288 nt
Organism: Pestalotiopsis fici W106-1
Lineage: Eukaryota; Fungi; Ascomycota; Sordariomycetes; Amphisphaeriales; Sporocadaceae
Exons: 2
Coding region: 1-288 (95 amino acids)
Source: RefSeq, a predicted model, not a curated record
AUGCCGUCCAGACUCCCGAAGAGCCUGACGGCCCUUGACCUCUAUGCCAGCACUAAGGUUAUUGCUGCCCAUACCAAGAAAGCUCAAGAAUACAUCAUGAGCAACGAAUUCAAGGCCGCUGACCCCAUCACUGGGCUCACGUUGGCCAAGGAGGAGGAGGAGGCGACAGCUAAGCGUGUUGUAGCCACUACUUUCCCUUUCAAUGAUCUUCCUGCCAAGCUCCGCAGCAAGAUCAUUGAGAUGAGCAUUGACGAUCACUACUCCAGUGCUGGAUGCCGUGUCGGAUAG